Diprion similis is the source of this 1019-nucleotide messenger RNA. Its product is annotated as microsomal glutathione S-transferase 1-like. The transcript is spliced from 2 exons. NCBI's taxonomy places the organism in Eukaryota, Metazoa, Arthropoda, Insecta, Hymenoptera, Diprionidae. Bases 82 to 528 code for a protein of 148 amino acids. Gene Ontology annotation, cellular component: membrane. The record is from RefSeq and is a predicted model, not a curated record.
CGCCUCGUUCAAUUUCAGCCGCUCUAAGAACGUGGAGUUGUAAACAAGACUGAGACCGGCGUAUAUCGGCGUAACGGCAAAAUGGCACCGAGCAUAGAUGUGGAGUCGGUAAAAAUUUUUGGAUUUUGGGGCAGUAUAUUGGUCCUAAAAAUCCUGGCUAUGGCGGUGCUUACGGGCCGUCAGCGGAUGCGGAAACAGGUUUUCGCGAAUCCGGAAGACGCCGCGAAACAUAAGAAGGCAAAAGUCGCCUUCGAUGACCCAGACGUGGAACGAAUUCGUCGGGCCCAUUUGAAUGACCUUGAAAACGUUGUGCCAUGGUUCAUAGUCACUUGGCUUUGGCUAGGCACGGGUCCAUCGACGUGGUUGGCCGGUUUGUUGAUCCGAGUUUUCGUCCUGUCCAGGAUUCUUCAUACUGUCGUAUAUGCAGUUGUUCCUCUCCCCCAGCCUUCCAGGGCCAUUGCCUUUUUCCUAGGAUAUUUCGUCACUUUCUACAUGGCAGCUGCAACGAUAUUGCAUUAUUCUUACUGAUUCAUUUACAGUAUUUUUUCAAAUCAGUCUUUUAAUUUAAUUCAAUCAGGGAAAGCUUGUACAACGCACUAAAUGUCAAGUACAAAUCAUGAUUUAAACUAUAUAUUACACUCGUAUCAAAAAAAUAUGAAGCUGAAGUUUAUAACCUUAAUGUGACAAUGCAUUUUUUACGACGAAUUGUUAUUUCGCAACUUUUUUACGACGGUGGGAAAUUCAGUAAACUGUUAUAAUGCAAUACAGACUUAUAUAUUUUGCAAUCUUAAAUAAUUUAUAGGCAUUCUAAAACUAAAGAAUUUAGAGAUUUGUUAUAAACGUUUAGAUAUGUUAUCAUUACUAUUCCUUAACGGGGAAAAACCUUCGUGCCACACCUUCAGAAUUUUCAUUUUAUUGCGUUAUGUUUGUACCAUAGCUAUUAUAAUUAUGUGACUUGUUACUGUUCGAAAAAUAUAUUUUCGAAUGAAGUGGUUCUAUCAUUCAUUUACACUUACCCA